AUUUUUUUUUCUAGCGGUUCCAACAAAGCUGCAACUUUUAAACUUUACGUGUCUCUCUAAGCCUCAAUUAAUCAAGUUAUCUUUGUGAUAGCUUAUAAGUUACUUUUCGAGAUUAAGUUAUAAUUUGGUUCUUCACUUACAUUAAUUCAUCAUAAAUGAAGUGAAGUAUGAUCUAAAAAAAUCGGAGUAGUUCUCUCUUUCGGAUGUAAAGCUAUUUAAGUUCUAGUCUACGUUUAAUUUAAUCUACUUAAAUAUCGAACAAGUAUCCAUUUAAAUAAAAUAUGAGAUUCCUGCUACAGUGAAGUUCCUGACUCCCAUGACAGAAACGAUGAAGGUGUUUCGACAAAUAGGAUGGUGCCGUUACUUAUUCCUUUUAUCAAUUAUUUGGUUCAUUUUUGCUUUAAUAUUUAUAAGCUUUUUACGACAUGAGCCGGAUAUCAAUACAUCUGAUCGUAUAUCCGAAGCGAUGAGGAAAUUGAAUUUGUUGCAAAGGAGAGAGUCGGAAAUGAUGAACUUACUGACAGAGUUCAGUCACGGAUUGCAAGAAAACGAUCGAGAUAAAUUUCUGAAACGUUUGAAUCAUAUUUCAAAAAAUCACAACAUUCAAUCAGAACCGUUUUUAAAAUAUGAAACUUUAAGACGACGCUUGUAUCAUAAUGUCCACGAAUUAUGGUAUUACAUCAAUUUCCAGACUUCACAGUUCACCAAAGAAUUGAAAAAAUCUCCAUCGAAGAAACGAUUAACAUCGUUUAUGAAUAUGAUAGGCGAAUUCAAACGGUCGAUUGUCAAAGAUAUUAACGACUUGGAAGAAGUAGAUGGAUAUAAAGAGUGGAGGCUGAACGAAAACGAAGAACUAAGCAACUUGGUUCAAAGAAGACUACAUUAUUUACAAAAUCCUAAAGACUGUAAAACAGCGAAAAAAUUGGUCUGUGAUCUAAACAAGGGCUGCGGUUAUGGCUGUCAAUUGCAUCACUUAGUUUACUGUUUCAUUGUUGCUUAUGGUACCGAACGAACUUUAAUUGUGAAAUCACGCGGCUGGCGAUAUUCUCCGCCCGGUUGGGAAAAAGUAUUUCUUCCCGUGAGUAACACCUGUACAACUGCUGACGGUGUCACUCAUUCCGCCUGGCCUGGCCAUCCAAACACGCAAGUCGUAUCAUUGCCAAUUAUCGACUCAUUAUCUCCUAGACCACCGUAUUUACCAUUGAGCAUUCCGGAAGAUUUAUCCGCUAGAAUUAUUCGUAUUCAUGGAGACCCCAUUGUAUGGUGGGUUGGUCAGUUCUUGAAAUAUUUAUUGCGGCCGCAAUCAAAUAUCAAACGAAUGUUGAGCGAAUAUGAAGAAAAAUUGGGUUUCAAAAAGCCUAUUGUUGGAGUUCACAUUCGAAGAACGGAUAAAGUAGGCACUGAAGCUGCCUUUCACGCUCUUGACGAGUACAUGACUGAGGUUGAAGAAUACUACAGAUCCUUGCAAAUGACCCAAUCAGUUUCUGUGAAAAGAGUCUACAUUGCUACAGAUGACCCAAAAGUUUUCGAAGAAGCUAAAUUAAAGUACACUGAUUACGAAAUCAUCGGCGACGCGAAAAUAUCAAAAUCUGCUGCGGUAAACAAUAGGUAUUCUGAAAACUCAUUGAGUGGUAUCAUCACUGACAUCCAUUUACUAUCCCUGACUGAUUAUUUAGUUUGCACAUUUUCGUCACAAGUGUGUCGAGUAGCCUAUGAAAUAAUGAAUAAUAUACAUUUCGAUGCAGCUCAAAGGUAUCGUUCUCUGGAUGAUAUUUAUUAUUACGGUGGUCAAAAAGCCAGAUGUCAGGUGGUAGUGAUACCUCACCGGGCCACUCGUCCAGAAGAAAUAGACUUAAAAGUUGGUGAUAUUUUGACGGUAGCUGGUAACCAUUGGGAUGGUUAUUCAAAAGGAACGAAUACAAGGACAUUCAAAACUGGAUUAUAUCCUACGUUUAAGGUUAUUCCCAAAGUGGAGACUGCUUCAUUUCCUACAUAUCCCCAGGUUCCUAUUGAGCCUAACGAAUUGUAGUUUUUGUUACCAAGUUUAUUUAACGUCAUGGAUUGGCACCGUGUUCGAAAAUGGAUGCACUCUAUGUACUCAUAAGUCUUCCUGUGUUAUUCGUACGACACGAGAAUAAUUAUUUUCAAGACCAUAAGAUGCGCCCGAUUUCAUGAUGUGCAUUACGUGUCAUGCAUUGCAUUUAUUAUUCUUACUCGUCUAUUUCAAAUAUCAACUAUAUGCGAUCCUGAAACGAUCUCAUGGUGUCAAGUAAUAACUAAGCUUUCAAAAAGCUUUUCAUGUUUGUGCAAUAUUGCGCUUAAAUGAGCGUGUGUUUUAAAGAAUAUGUGAUACGCUUUUGUGAACCACACAUUUUGCCGAAGUUGGAUUUUUUUCACAGAAGAGCAAAAAAUAGACGUUAAGUUGUACUAUAAUGACAGUUCAAAUCGAUCAAAUUUGACUACCUACUUUCAGUUCUUGAGGUGUAAAAAAUUACACAAUUUUGAAUUUUUAGUGAAAUUCAUAGGUAUUAAUUAAAUGAAAUUCAAAGUUUUUUUGUUAGUAGCAAAACGUGUGGUCUACCUAAGCUCAUCACAUAUUUGCAUUUGUUAAUUCUUUAAAUGAUACUUGCGAUAUGUUCACAAAAACAUAUUACUUUCUUGCUGUGAUUUUUUAAUACUGAUUUUUGAACAAAAAAUUGAUCGUACAUCUUCGAUUCGUUUAUGACAAGUUAUUUUGUGCAACUCAGAUCUCAAGUGAAUUUUUUCAUUCGCUCGUUAUUUUUUAGCACUGAGCGAAUGAACGUCUUGAUGAAUUUUUUCAGUGGAGAUAUGCUUGCCAUAUUAUUUGAAAUAAUAUCAACAUUUGUAUUUAUUCGGCUACCUACUUAAUUUAUUAAAAAGAAUUGUUAACUUAUUUUCAUAAAAAUACUCAAUUGAACCAAAUUAUGAGGCGAUAACAGAAUUAUUUAUUUUUGAGUUUUUGUUUUUGGUUAAACUAGCUGUCUAUUAUCUACUUAAAUGUGCUGUUUAGUUACCUACUCGUAUGUUUAUAUGCUAUAAAAUAUUGUGUGUUUAUGUUUUAGAAUUCAAAAUCAAUUGUUUUCAAAUUGUAUAUAGGUAAAGGUAGAGGUACAUAUGAUUUUAUGUUUUCUAAUAAAAGAAACAUUCACAAUGAGAAAAUUUCUUUUUUAAAAUAUAGCAGUACACGAACAUUUUGAAUAUGAAACGUGCAUAUUGACUUUAAAUCGGUUACAUUUACACCCGAGUACCAGGUUUUUUUUGUGUUCAGUUAAAGUAAUGUGAUAAAUUUUGUACGUAAAAUUCUUCUUGAUGGGUUGUUUUUUCAAGCAACCAAUUCUGACCACUGCUUAAAAAUUCAGUUACGUGAAUGUUAUCAAAAUAUGUUCGUAAUCAUUUGUCUUUAUUAUUGCAAUUUUUGUUAAUGUUUCUGAAUAAAUGUUUUAUACGA
This is a messenger RNA of Planococcus citri (citrus mealybug), 3469 nucleotides long. RefSeq names its product alpha-(1,6)-fucosyltransferase (gene FucT6). Bases 317 to 2029 code for a protein of 570 amino acids. Gene Ontology annotation, molecular function: glycoprotein 6-alpha-L-fucosyltransferase activity; protein binding. Lineage: Eukaryota; Metazoa; Arthropoda; Insecta; Hemiptera; Pseudococcidae. Gene Ontology annotation, biological process: protein N-linked glycosylation. Gene Ontology annotation, cellular component: Golgi cisterna membrane. The transcript has 11 exons. The record is from RefSeq and is a predicted model, not a curated record.